This is a messenger RNA of Stylonychia lemnae, 3324 nucleotides long. NCBI's taxonomy places the organism in Eukaryota, Ciliophora, Spirotrichea, Sporadotrichida, Oxytrichidae. The record is from the annotation of a GenBank genome assembly.
AUGGAAUAGAUCCAAACCAUGAGUAGUAUCCUUCCAUCAGGCUACUAGCAACCAAUAAACUACAACUGCUACCAGGCAUAGUCUUUCUAACAACAAGCUCAGCAACCAAUCCAGCAAACCUAAGUUGAAAUUGAUGCCUUUUGCAAUUUUAAAGCUCUUCUAUUUGCCUACUAGAACGCAUAAUCUCCUAUUGACUAAAAUUCAGUGAGUUUACAGAUCAUUAAUUUCCUUCAAGCAAUUCCUAACCAAGUUCAAAUUCUUUAUCAAUCUCUAAUGAAAGCAGAUAACUCUUAGCUAAUCUGCUUGUGUUGCUAACUUCUCACCUAAUCCUUCAAUACAGUCACCUAUUUAGACUUUAACAGAUAAUGCUAAGAUAUUUCUACAGAUGCAGCAAAGCAUGGAGUAAAGGGCUUAUUUGAACAUCUACUCUAAAUUUCGUUUUAAAGUGAUAAUCUUUAAAACUCAACAAAAGAAUUCGAUGUUAUUCACAGAACUAUGGUAAAGUUUGCUAUUAACUUUUGGAUAGAAAAUCAGUGCUUCUAGACCUAUAUUUAGCAAAUUAAAAGUGAAUUUUAGAAUUUAUCUGGCCAGAAUUAGACUGAUCAAGAAGUAAUUAGGAAAAGAUAAACUAUACUCAAGAUUUUUAAGACUUUUCUUGAGGAACUAAAGCUCAUAACCGUGUUUGAGAAUAGCAUUUCUGAAUUCCAAAGUGAAGAAUUAACUGAUUUAUCUUAGAGGAAUUACUAAACAGUAUUACUAUUCAAAUAGACUUCUCUACCUGAUAUUUUUUAUGUACUCUAGGAGUCAUUCAAUUAGUCAAGAGUUGUAAUGUAAUAGAGCGGUGGUUAGAUUCUUAAUGACAAGGAAUUUUUUUAGACCUUCAAGAUAAUAACAAAGAUACUUAGCUACUGCCUUAAAUUGAUUAUUACCCCCAUUAGGAAAUCUAUUAACUAAAUUGCAAUUAAGAUUGAAUCAUUUGACUAAAGCCAGCAAGUUGUUAAGCUUUUUUGCAAUCUAAGCAAUAUUGUUGAAUUAUCUGCUCUUGUUAUCCAAUUAGGCAAUUUAAACAAAGAUGCUGCUGAUAGAUUGUUUCACUUAAUAAAGUUGAUGGUUUUCAGUCUGGAUCAAGCCGACUUAGAAUAAACAGCAGCUUAAUAAUUGGUGCAAGCUAUUGUUCGAAUGCUAGAGUCUGGUGUUAUUUAGAGACAUGAUGUGCUUAAGCUGCUUUCUAGAAUUGACAUUCAUUUACCUUUAAUAAAGUUAGACUAGCAAUCUGCACUUCAAUGGUUGAAAUUACUUUGUCAUCACACAUAGUUUAAUAAAGAUGAUAUUCUCAAUGCUUAUCUCAACAGUAUAGAGACUUGGUAAAGUAUAAUAAGGACUCUAGAAAAAGUGGAUACAUAGGAGACAGACUUCAUUAGACUCUAGCUUUUCACAUAGUUCCAAAUUGUCUAAUAAAAUAUACUCGAUGGUCUUGAAACCAAUACAGCCAUUUUCUAACUUGAUUCUUUGGAGGAAAUAUUGAAUCAGCCUUCUCAUCUAAAGAUCAUUAUCAAAUCAAUUAUUGAGAUUAACUUAUGCUCAGCUAAAUUGGUUUUUGAUUACUUACAAGCUCAGUUGCAAAGUUUGAAGAAUAAAUAAAAUUAAGGAGUCCUUACUAACUCGUUGAUAAACUAACUUUCCUGGACUUAUUAAACCUUUGGUAUUUUAUUGGUAGCAAUAGUUGAAAAAUUGGACUCUGCCUGCCACCAAUAACUUUAAAGUGAGAGAGCUUAAACAGCAAUACUUGUUGCAGAUUUAAUAUUGAGAGAGUUCAUUUUUUAUCAAUAACUCGAUUUCAUUCCAUUCCCCUAGUUAACAAAUGAAAGAAUAUCUUCUAGAUUUAGACUAUCCCUCUAAUUUGCUCUAAAGGAGUUUGCUAAAUGCUUAUUAACCUAAAAGAUGAAGUAUUAGCUUCAAGGUGAGUUCAUUUAAAAUCUAGCUCACUAUAUGAAACUUGAUAAUCCUAAUUUUAUCCUUGCUACACUACUUCAGUAUUGCCUUACAAGCAUAAGCAAGAAUGUGGACCUGAUAACUAUCAAGGAUAUCGAAGCAAAUCAUGUUGCCCAACUAAGUUAGGAAUACAAUCUGAAGAUUAUUUAGUAUUUAACCAGUGCAAAACCUUAAUCUAAUAGAGAAAAUUAGUGCUUAACUAUUAGAAAUUUCCAAAUGGAUUAAAGUAUAAUCAUGGAUCUCAUAAACUAUCUGAGCAAUCUAAUUCUUUAGUAAUCUCCUUACCAAGAGUCACCAGAUUUAAAAAUGAGUAUUGUAUUUUAUCAAUACUUAAAGCUAUUAAAUUAAUUGCAAGGAUUUUACUCAGGCAUUUUCAGAGCAGGUCAAUAUAGAUUUCUGAUGAACAAAUUAAUUGAGGAGCUGAGAGAAUCACUGCUGAUAGAAGUUGAAAAUGUGGAAUAAUGGGUGGAAAAGCCUGAUAACUUAAUCUAGUUUAGUAGAAGAAUGCUAAGCUUUCUAAAGGAAACAUCCUCUGAUAGAGACUCAAGAAUACAAUAAGAUAACUCAUUGUAUAUUCAAAAUGUAAACUAUUUGAAUUUCGGGUAUUUGAUGGUUCACAAAUUGAUCAGAGUCUUAGCAAUUAUUAAUCUUGAUUCCCCUUAAUCAAAAGAACAAGGAAUUUCAAUUCUGAGAAAAUCAAUAUAAACUUACAUUAACCUUGGCCAGAACAAUUUUCUCCUUGCUAAGGAUUUAGAAUCCCUCUCACUGCUAAGAGAAAAAAUCAGAGAGCUCUCAAAAGUUAUAUUCGAGGGUCUGAUAAAGCUCGUCAAUCCUACUUAAAUCAUGCAAUAUCCUGAAGUCUUUUAAAAGCUAGUCUAUGGCUUUAUAAGCUAGUAAUUUGAAAGAAAUAUUUAAUCACUUAUUGAAUUGACUUAUGAGAAUUAAGGUUUGUCAGCAUUUAUUAUGAAAGUAGUUCAAAUUGGGCAUAUGUCCACUCUCAAUAGCAUAUUUCAGUUCUCAAACAUUUGUUUAGAACAACUUUACAGCAAGUUUUAAAUGAGAGAAAGAAUCAUAGCAACUUGGAUAAACUAACUGAUUAUUAAGGAGUAAGACUCCUUCAAGUCCUUAGCAAAGUAAAUAUUUCUAGCUAUACUGAGAGGGUCUAAAUCUGGACUUCAAACUAAGAUUGAAAUUUACAACUAUCUUGUGCAAAUAAUGAAUCAGCCUGAGAGCAAGGUAAAGUUAGGUGUGAAAGCCUCCAGAAUAUUUAACCAAAUAUUAAAGCCUAAUUCAGAUUAACCUAAAGCUGCUUAGAAUAUUGCUCAACAGUGA